Saprolegnia diclina VS20 is the source of this 1449-nucleotide messenger RNA. RefSeq lists its product as hypothetical. Gene Ontology annotation, molecular function: acyltransferase activity, transferring groups other than amino-acyl groups. Bases 557 to 1360 code for a protein of 267 amino acids. The record is from RefSeq and is a predicted model, not a curated record. Lineage: Eukaryota; Oomycota; Saprolegniomycetes; Saprolegniales; Saprolegniaceae. The transcript has a single exon.
GACGAUCGCCUGGCUGCCGAGAACGCUCUUUGAGAUCUCAGAGACCCACGCAGCUGCCUCGUCAGCGUCGACGGGCCUUGUCGCUGCAGGACGCACGCACCGCCGCCACUCGAGCCGUGCACCGUCACCAUUCAAUGGGUGAUUGCGUGGUUUCGAACUUUGCGAGUUUGAGAAAGCUACUUGGGUCCGUGGGUGCCAAAGUUGACAUGGCUUGCAGUCCAUCGAAGCGAGGACGCAGCAUGAGCGCAGGGGCCACGCCGACAGACUCACGCCAGAUUCGAGCUCAGAAGCAGAUCCUAGCACCAAGUAGCCGAGGAACUAGAUAAGGUCCUCGGUACCUGAAACUAGUCGACGACGAAGGUCAUCGAUUGACCGAGACUUUACGAAUGGCUCGAUCGACGUUAAUAGCUCCUGAUGUUAUGGUUCUGGCUUUGGCGCCAAUCACUCAUUCUUUGAAAACUCCCGCCCUCUGUGAAGUGAGCCAGAGUGUCGUGCAAUUCAAACGCGGCCCAUCACUCUUUGCAUCAAAUUUGGUCACUUUUCCGCACUCGAACAAAUGCCCUCGAUGACACACAAAGCGCUGCACGCAGCGAGCGUGCAAGCCAUGUUGUGGGACGAAGCCAUCUCAAUGGCCGUCGCGCAGGCCGUGGAGCCCACGAAGUCGCACUCCUUCUACCAGCUCGCCAAGCCCGCCAGCAUCCUACUCCUCGACCACGACAGCGACAAUAUCGCGGAGAGCAUGCGUCACCUGCUUGCGUCCCUCGAUGCGUCCCAGACACCGGCGAUCGAGACCAUGUUUCCGACGCCGCUGCCAGCGGAUGCUGGGCUCAAGGCCUUUGGGUUUGUGCGCUCGGCCGGUCAAACCAUCCGCGCCAUGGCUCCUCUACGCGACACAACGGAAGAGUCGCCAUGCCAGCCUGGCCUACGCGUCUGCCGCGUGUUGUCGCUGGAUGAUGCGGAGUGGGCCGACCGCCUUCGCAUCGAAGCGAUCCUCUUUGGGUAUCCACCGACAGGCUACGUCGACCGGCUCCGCGUGGCCUUGGCGCAAAUGUUUUCGCGCGAUGUGCACUGGCUCGCAUACGACGACAAUGCUGUCGUUGGAUACAUGACGUUGCGCUAUACGCGAGGCGUGGCGUACCUCCAAGGCGCCGGUGUUCUUGCGACCCACCGCCGCCGCGGCCUAACGCGGCACCUUCUCUCGCUCGCCAUUCUCGACGCCAUGGACAAGAAGUACACGACCAUGGUCACGACGGGCUGCGACGCACCUGCCGAGGCUACGUGGACGGCCCUCGGUUUCACGCAGGUCGUCGGCACCCUCGAGUCGUACAGCCGGCCGCCGUCGGCCUCUGUCAGCGCCUAGGUACUCCGUUCGUAGUAAAGUAGCGUACUUCAAGCACCUAUUCUCUUUCUCGCCGCUAAUUUGCUUGUACAUACAUCGGUUGCUUGAGC